AAACAGUUGUACCAGGACCUCGCGGACUGUAGUGCGACGUUGGGUCCCAGCGAACGACAGCUAAUCUCAUUUGCGCGUGCGCUACUACACAAAAGCAAGAUCGUGAUAAUAGAUGAAGCUACAUCCAGUGUGGAUUAUCGUACUGAUCGUCUUAUCCAGGAAGUGAUCCGUACCUGGUUUAUCGAUUGCACUGUCAUCACCAUCCCACAUCGACUGAGCACGAUUAUCGACUAUGACCGCGUCAUGGUCUUGGAGCGAGGAAAGAUUGUCGAGCUGGACAAACCGGAAGUCUUGCUGAAAAGGAACGAUGGUUAUUUUGCCCACUUAUAUGGAAAUCAAUGUCCGUCAUGA
Porites evermanni is the source of this 351-nucleotide messenger RNA. Lineage: Eukaryota; Metazoa; Cnidaria; Anthozoa; Scleractinia; Poritidae. The record is from the annotation of a GenBank genome assembly.